GUCUCCAAAAUAAAUAAAUGAGCACCAUAAUUCAAAUUCAGUUUCCUUUCCCAUCGUUCGUCGAAUUUGCCACCGUCUUCAAAAAAAGUCUCUGAGAUUCGUCGAUGGCGACUUCGGGAUCAAGCCACGGUCCCUCCACAGAUCAACCUCCGCCAUCUCUCCCGAACUCAGGGAGUGCUGCUGGUGUUUGUAUAAUGAGCAACGCGUGGAAAGAUGAGCAAGACCCUUCCCUGAUCAGUUUCAUAUCCGCGUUUCUCGGCUCAAACUCUUUCAGGCUUAACUUUGUCUCCAUCUCCCCUGAUCUCAUCUUCAACUGUGGAGGCGUCUCUAUUGCUUUUGUUUUUGUGACCAAGUGGGAUGAUUGUUGCAAUGUUGGCUCCAUCUUCAACAGAGUCAAGAGGCUGAAAGCGCAGUUUGCGCGACUUUACGUUGUUGCCACACUUUCAACUAAAGAACAGGAUGAUUCUUUCAUGCGGUCUUACUUCCAAUAUGAGAUGGAGUUUGGGAAACCUGCGUUUGUACUAGUCACUGAUCCUGAGAUGGGAUUCGAGAAGAUUGUUAAGAUUUCUACCUCACGCGGGAUGUGCAAGCAACAGAAGGUGGCGUCUAAGGUCAAGGUUGAGAGAAAGCGAGCUGUCCAGGAUACAGACACGUUCAUCAGAGUUCUCACUUCCAUACCCAACAUUAACAAACAUGAUGCAAACUCGCUAUACCUAGCUAUUGGUUCAAUCGAAGCAGCCGCUAAAACAUCCAAAGAAGACAUAUUGGCAAACACAGAUCUCUCUUCCGACAAGGCUGAUAGUCUCAGCAGGUUUUUCCAGGAUCCCGAGUUCUAUCUCAGUCCCAAAUUUAACUGAUGACAGCGAGAACGAUUGUAAGAUCACAAGUCUUGGCUAAAGAUAAACGUCAUAAUGUCUUAGAACUUAACCAUAUUGUUCUUGGCCGUAACAGUUUCUCUCAAGAACUGUUCGUAGUUCUCUGCUGUAAUUACAAUACAUACACCUACAGGAGCCACUACCGGGUAUGUUAAAUGGUUCACUUCUUCA
This is a messenger RNA of Brassica napus (rape), 1046 nucleotides long. Its product is annotated as protein PARTING DANCERS. Gene Ontology annotation, biological process: resolution of meiotic recombination intermediates. The transcript has 8 exons. The coding region runs from base 105 to 857 and encodes 250 amino acids. Lineage: Eukaryota; Viridiplantae; Streptophyta; Magnoliopsida; Brassicales; Brassicaceae. The record is from RefSeq and is a predicted model, not a curated record.